AGUGGGGCGGUCCUUACCUCCGUGGAGCCAGUUGCUUUUCUGGAGCUUGUGCAGCUUUUUUAAACGCUGAUUUGGUGCUUUCGGCGCAUAUUUUAUUAACGUACGUCAUAACUGGAUUACACACACACAGGAGGAACCGUAGAUUCUAAUUUUUUUCCUUUCUCUAUGGACUUAAAAUAAAAAUAAUUUUGUUUCUAUUUGGAUUUAUUUUCUAAAGAUUACCAACAUAAACCCAUAUCAGAUACAAAACCAAUCUGAGGUAGUUAAACCAUGAGUUGUGGAAAUGAGUUUGUAGAAACAUUAAAAAAAAUUGGUUAUCCCAAAGCUGAUAUUCUUAAUGGAGAAGAUUUUGACUGGUUGUUUGAGACUGUUGAAGAUGAAUCAUUUCUGAAGUGGUUUUGUGGAAAUGUGAAUGAACAGAAUGUAUUGUCCAGAAAAGAAUUGGAAGCUUUUAACAUUCUUCAAAAAUCAGGCAAGCCCAUUCUAGAAGGGGCAGCACUAGAUGAAGUUCUUAAAACCUGUAAAACUUCUGAUUUGAAGACAUCUAGACCGGAUAGCAAAGAACUGGAGAAAUUAGAAGAUGAGGUUCAAACUCUGCAGAAAUUGAAGAACUUAAAAAUACAGCGACGUAAUAAAUGCCAGCUGAUGGCUUCAGUAGCUAGCCACAAAUCUUUGAGGUUAAAUGCUCUGGAAGAAGAAGCCACUCGGAAGCUGAAGCAGAGUCAAGGAAUUCUAAAUGCUGUGAAUACUAAGAUCAAUAGUGAACUUCAGGCCAUUAUUGAUGUAGUUACAAAAUUGAUGAUGUUCUUUAGACAUUCUAAUUUAGGUCAAGGAACAAAUCCACUGGUGUUUUUAUCUCAUUUUUCCCUGGAAAAGUAUCUAAACCAGGAAGAGCAAAGCACAGCAGCGUUAACCUUAUAUACCAAAAAACAGUUCUUUCAAGGUAUACAUGAAGUAGUUGAAAGUUCAAAUGAAGAAAAUUUUCAACUUUUGCAUAUACAAACACCAUCUAUUUGUGAUAAUCAAGAAAUCCUUGAAGAGAGACGACUAGAGAUGGCUAAGCUACAGCUAGCAUACAUUUGUGCGCAACAUCAGUUAAUUCACUUGAAAACAAGUAAUUCAAGCAUGAAGUCAAGUAUAAAAUGGGCCGAGGAGAAUCUUCAUAGCCUAACUUGCAAGGCUGUUAGCAAAGAAAAUUUGGAUGCCAAAAUUUCUGGCUUGAACAAUGAGAUUCUGAAACUUGAAGAACAAAUCGCUCACAUGAAGCACAGAAGUUUGCCUGCUAUAAUAAAAGAGAAUGCCCAGUUACUGAAUAUGCCAGUUGUAAAGGGAGAUUUUGAUCUGCAGAUUGCUAAACAAGAUUAUUAUACAGCAAGACAAGAGUUAGUUUUAAAUCAGUUGAUAAAGCAAAAGGCGUCAUUUGAACUUCUGCAGUUAUCAUAUGAAAUCGAAUUGAGAAAGCAUUGGGACAUAUAUCGUCAACUUGAAAAUUUGGUUCAGGAACUUAGUCAAAGUAACAUAGUGCUCCUCCAGCGAUUAGAAAUGUUAACAGAUCCAUCAGUCUCUCAGCAGAUAAAUCUAAGGAAUACUAUUGAUACUAAGGAUCAUUCUACUCAUAGGCUUUAUCAACUUUUAGAGGGAGAAAAUAAGAAAAAAGAAUUGUUUAUAACACAUGGAAACCUGGAGGAAGUGACUGAGAAAUUGAAAAGGGAUGUUUCUUUAGUGCAAGAGCAGUUGGCAAUAUCUACUCAAGAGCAUUCUUUCUUUCUGUCCAAACUGAAUAAUGAUGUAGAUAUGCUUUGUGAUGCUUUGUAUCAAGGAGGAAAUCAGCUUUUGCUUAGUGAUCAGGAGUUAAUGGAGCAGUUUCAUCAUGUUGAAUCUCAAUUGAAUAAGCUCAAUCAUCUCCUUACUGAUAUUCUUGCUAAUGUGAAGACAAAAAGAAAAAUUUUGGCAAAUAGUAAAUUUCAUCAAAUGGAGAGAGAAUUAUAUGUAUAUUUUUUAAAAGAUGAAGCUUAUCUGAAAGAUAUUGUGGAGAAUUUAGAAAACCAAUCAAAGAUUAAGACUGUUGCCAUUGAAGAUUGAAAAUGAUUAAAAACGGAAUCUUUUCUAUACAUGCUGUUUUUUAAUGUUUUAUGUAUUACUAGAAGGAAUACACAUCUAAUAAACACUAAAC
Molecule: messenger RNA, 2173 nt
Organism: Tupaia belangeri chinensis (Chinese tree shrew)
Lineage: Eukaryota; Metazoa; Chordata; Mammalia; Scandentia; Tupaiidae
Gene: HAUS3
Product: HAUS augmin like complex subunit 3
Exons: 5
Coding region: 271-2082 (603 amino acids)
Biological process (GO): microtubule organizing center organization; spindle assembly
Cellular component (GO): mitotic spindle; HAUS complex; microtubule organizing center
Source: RefSeq, a predicted model, not a curated record